Molecule: messenger RNA, 2824 nt
Organism: Aspergillus japonicus CBS 114.51
Lineage: Eukaryota; Fungi; Ascomycota; Eurotiomycetes; Eurotiales; Aspergillaceae
Product: TFIIH/NER complex ATPase/helicase subunit SSL2
Exons: 3
Coding region: 289-2760 (823 amino acids)
Biological process (GO): nucleotide-excision repair; transcription initiation at RNA polymerase II promoter
Cellular component (GO): nucleotide-excision repair factor 3 complex; transcription factor TFIIH holo complex; transcription preinitiation complex
Molecular function (GO): hydrolase activity; 3'-5' DNA helicase activity; ATP binding
Source: RefSeq, a predicted model, not a curated record
CCUCCUUCUCCUUCUCCUCCUCUUCCUUCCACACUCCAUUCCUCCUGUCCCUUGUCGACCACCGCCAUAUAUACCACCAGCAGUAAAUAAAAAGCUGGUAGGUGCUUUUCGUCUGAUCGGGAUAUGGUCAUACUUAUUUGAACGGCUCACUAAGGGCGCCGGUAGCCUGUCGGGAGCAAAACGAUACCUUCUUGCCUGGUCACGACCGCGCGGAGUCGCUUUUACAAGCACAGUAUAGACUUAUAGAGUUCUCAGGGAUAAUAUCCCGGCCCCGCUGGACUGGACAACAUGCCGCCGGUCAAACGCAAAGCUUUAGAUAGUGGUCGAUCGAGUCGAGCCUCGAAGCGCGCCACUCCCGUGCCUGAUAUCAGUAGCGGGGAUGAAUACUCGGACUACGAGGAGGAGGAGGUCAAGGAAGAUAACCUGAAAGAUGUCGUGGAGAAUUUCAACAUCGAGCAUUUCAGCAAAAAGGGCGGCGGCGCCAUUCAGAAGCAGGACCCCAACUUCGGCUACAAGGACUUCUCGUCCCUGGCGUUGAAGCCCGACCACGCGAAUCGCCCCCUCUGGAUCGAUCCGCUGAAGGGCACCAUCACCCUGGAGAGUUUCUCGCCGCUCGCGCCCCAGGCCCAGGACUUCCUCACCACCAUCGCCGAACCGCUCUCCCGGCCGACGCAUCUCCACGAGUACCGGCUGACGGGAAACAGUCUGUAUGCCGCCGUGUCGGUCGGCCUGCAGCCGCAGGAUAUCAUCAACUUCCUCGAUCGGUUGUCGAAAACGCCGCUCCCGGAGACCAUCAAGUCGUUCAUCAUCGAUUUCACCAAGUCGUACGGAAAGAUCAAGGUGGUCUUGAAGCAUAACCGGUUCUUUGUGGAGAGUACCGAUCCGGCGAUGCUGCAGAUGCUGCUCCAGGAUGAGGUUAUCGGGCCCCAGAGAUUGCAGGGGUCGGAGGGUAUCAUUCAGCAGGCGGCGCCGAAGAUGGGCGGUUUGGUUAUCCCCGGGACCAAGGAUGCGGCGGGUGUGAAGCAAACCACGGACCAGAAACCGGCUGAGGACGCGGCGGGGGAGGCUCGUCGCGAGGACGAUAUCCUUCUCGCCAUCCGGGACGACGACGAUGAUGAUGAGGAACAAGCACAGGUGCACAGUUUUGAGAUUCCGAACGAAGCCGUCGAACCGGUCAAGGCGCGCUGUCAGGCCAUGGGUUGCCCGGCGUUGGAGGAGUAUGACUUCCGGAACGACGAGAUCAACCCGACGCUGGAUAUCGACCUGAAGCCCAACGCGCGGAUUCGAAGUUACCAGGAGAAGAGCUUGAGUAAGAUGUUCGGUAACGGACGUGCUAAGAGUGGCAUCAUCGUGCUGCCGUGUGGUGCCGGCAAGACCCUGGUGGGUAUCACGGCGGCCUGCACGAUCAAGAAAGGCACCAUGGUCCUGUGCACCAGUUCCAUGUCCGUGGUGCAAUGGCGAAACGAGUUCUUGCGGUGGUCGAACAUCGAUCCGGGCGACAUUGCCGUCUUCACCUCGGACAACAAGGAGAAGUUUCGCCGGUCGACCGGUAUCAUCGUUUCCACCUACUCCAUGGUGUCUCAAACGCGGGCGCGCUCCCACGAUGCGCAGAAGAUGAUGGACUGGAUUCAAGGGCGUGAAUGGGGUCUGAUGAUCCUCGACGAGGUGCACGUUGUGCCUGCUUCCAUGUUCCGAAAGGUCACAUCCGCCAUCGCUUGUCAGAGCAAGCUGGGGUUGACUGCCACCCUGCUGCGUGAAGACGACAAGAUCAAGGAUUUGAACUUCCUGAUUGGUCCGAAGCUGUACGAAGCGAACUGGAUGGAGCUGGCCGAGCAAGGGCACAUCGCCAAGGUGCAAUGUGCCGAAGUGUGGUGCCCCAUGACCACCGAGUUCUAUUCGGAGUACAUGCGGGAGAAGUCCCGAAAAGCCGCCUUGCUGUACAUUAUGAACCCGCGAAAGUUCCAGGCGUGUCAAUUCCUGAUUGAUUACCACGAGAAGCGCGGGGACAAGGUCAUUGUCUUCUCGGACAACGUCUAUGCUCUCGAGCGGUAUGCGCUCAAGCUGAACAAGGCCUACAUUUACGGGGGCACCCCCCAGAACGAGCGCAUGCGCAUUCUCGAGAACUUCCAGCACAACGAGCAGGUCAACACGAUCUUCUUGUCCAAGAUCGGCGAUACCUCCCUUGAUCUGCCGGAAGCCACCUGUCUGAUCCAGAUCUCGUCGCACUACGGUUCGCGGCGUCAGGAGGCUCAGCGCUUGGGACGGAUUCUGCGGGCCAAGCGUCGUAACGACGAAGGCUUCAACGCGUUCUUCUACUCCCUGGUGUCGAAAGACACGGACGAGAUGUUCUAUUCCUCCAGGCGGCAGGCAUUCUUGGUCGAUCAGGGCUAUGCCUUCAAGGUGAUCACCCAUCUGCAGGGGAUCGAGAACCUGGAAGGCCUGGCCUAUGCCACCCCGGCGGAACGACGCGAGCUGCUGCAGGAGGUGAUGCUGCAGAACGAGACGUCGGCGGAGGUCGAGCACGUCAACGACGAUCUGUUCUCCUCGCGCUCGGGAGGGGCGCGGGCUCGCAAGGGCGCCGUCAAGCGGAGCGCGGCGACUCUCAGUGGGCUGGCGGGUGGCGAGGAUAUGGCCUACAUCGAGUACAACCGCAGCCGGAACAAGCAGCUCAAGGACAAGGCCGGCCACCAUCCUCUGUUCCGGAAGAUGGAGCGGGAGCGACUGAAACGGAAGAAGGAGUUGGAGGACUUCGUGCGUUAGCUAUUCUGUUAUAUGGUAGAAGUCUGGCAGAAUGAAAUAGCUUCGCCAUGGUGCUAUAUAGUGG